ACUCCGACAUGAUUCACCUGAUCUCGACUAAACUCAGUGGCUUCAAUGCUGUGGCUGUCUUAUUUCUACUAACAGGCUCCUGUGGAGGUAGCAUAUUAGAAGGUCAGAGCGAGCUGAUUGGUCCACGUCAGCCAAUAGUGGCAACAGUUGGGAAUGACAUAAUUUUACCGUGCAACCUGAAACCUGCCGAGGAUGCUUUUCCCAUUGCAUUUGAAUGGACGAGACCUGACAUGCAACCCAGAUUUGUCCAUGUGUGGCGUUCUGGUCAAAACCUUGAGGGUAUCCAGCACGAGUUCUACGAGGGAAGAACAUCAGUGUUUAUCGACAAACUGAAACACGGAGACAUUUCACUAAAACUCUCCAAAGUAAAACUGUCAGAUGAGGGAAAAUACAGAUGCUUCAUUCCAGAAUGGAAGAAAGAAUCUUUCGUUGUGCUUGUUGUUGAUGAUUUCUUCACGGAUCCAUCUGAUUCUGGUUCGACUGCUUAUAUCAUCAUCGGUUUGGUUGUUGGCGUUCUGGUGAUUCUCGCGGUUGCCCUUGCUGCGUGGAAAUGGAGACAAAACAAAAUCAAGACCAAGAAGCAGCAGGAGGACGAAGAAACACAGAGAGGAGGAGAGAAAAACUCUACAAGUAAUGAUUCAGAACAGGAGGGUCUGUUAGAAAGAGAAACAGACAGUAAACAAUCAAAAAAAGAAAGACAAAUAAUUAAUAAUCAGAACACGAUGGAAGACAAAAAUAACCUUGCACGUUUAGGUGAAGGAACAAAACUUUCAUAUCAAACAGAGGAGGAAACUCACCAGGAGAAGACAGAAGGAGAAACUAGCAAUAUUCUCAUCCAGGGACAGGAAGAGAGCGAAUCAAUAACUGUAGAAAUAGCAGCUCCAGGUCCAGCAGAGGUAGAAACACAGAAAGAGCAAGCAGGGAGGACAGAGUCUGUUAAUACUGAAACAGCAACUCAGAGUCUGAUGGAUGGACAUGGACAAGAACAGCAGGUCAGGGCAGCAGCAGACACAAAUAAUGAGACUGAAAAGGAAGAAAAAGAAGAGGACAUCAAAUCUACUAAAGACGAAGCAUCAAGUCAGGGUCCAACUGACGACAAAAGACAACACACUGAUCCAACAGCAGGAGGAGGGGUGAUGAAUGACUCGGACCAGACAGGAGGACAGGCAGGGAGAAGUGACGACCCUCCAGUUCCAGCAGAGAGAAAACAACAGCAGGUCAGAGCAGCAGGAGAAUCAAGUAAUGAUACUAACACGGUUGAAAAUAAAGACCUAACUCAAACUACAGAAAAGGAAGCAGCAGCUCAGGGUCCAACUGACGACAAAACACAACCCAGUGAUCCACCAGCAGGAGGAGGGAGGCAGAAUGAUUCUGAAUUGAUAACUGGACAAAAAGACACUCCAUGCACAGCAGAGAGCGGACACAAAGUAGAGAAUGGAGACAGGAGAGAUGGAGAGGGGAAUCCAACCCUUCUUCCUCCUGUUAAACCAGAUCGGCUCUCUAAAUCAGAACAACAGAAGGAUUUGAACAAACUGGUCAGACAAGAAGCAAGUAAUGAUACUAAAAAGGUAGAAAAUAAAAUACAAACCCAAACUAAGGACGACAACGCAGCAGCUCAGGGUCCAACUGAUGACACAACACAACCCAGUGAUCCACCAGCAGGAGGAGAGACAAAGAUAACUGAAGAAAAAGACGCUCUGUGCCCAGCAGAGAGAAGACAAAAAGUAAAGAAUGGAGACAGAGAGAGAGAUAGAGGGGGGAGCCCAACCCCUCUUCCUCCUGUUAAACCAGAUCGGCUCUCUAAAUCAGAACAGAAGGAUUUGGACAAAAAAAAUAAGGACAACAAAACAGAAUCUACAAAUAACAAAGCAGCAGGUCCAAGUGAGGGAGAAACACAACAAAAUGAUCAACCAGCAGUAGGAGGGACAAUGAAUGAAUCUGACCAGACAGGAGGACCGACAGGGAAGAGUGACGACACUCCAGUUCCAGCAGAGAGAAAAAGACAGAAAGAACAACAAGAGGAAAGACGAAAGAGUCUGAUGGAAGGAGAUGGACAACAACAACUGGUUGGACAAGAAGCAAGUAAUGAUACUAAAACGGUAGAAAAUAAAAUAUAAACCCACACUAAGGGAAACAAAGCAGCAGCUCAGGGUCCAACUGAUGACACAACACAACACGGUGAUCCACCAGCAGGAGGAGAGACAAAGAUAACUGAAGAAAAAGACAACAAAACAGAAUCUACAAAUAACCAAGCAGCAGGUCCAACACAACAAAAUGAUCGACCAGCAGUAGGAGGGACAGAUAAUACAUUAGACCAGACAGAAAGACUGCCAGGGAAUAAAUUGACACGUGAAGACACUCCAUGCCCAACAGAGAAACUGGGAAAACAGGUUAAGAAUGGAGACAGGAGAGAUGGAGGGGAGAACACAUCACUUCCGUCUUCAGUAAAACAGAUCUGCUCCAUAACAUAGAAUAACAGAGAAAACCGGAUCAGCCCCAAGCAGAAGCAGCAAGUGAUGUGGCGAAAAAAGAAAAAGAGACAGAUAAAACAGGACUUCUCCAUCAAACAGAGGGAGAAACACAUGAAAAGCAGUCUGUUAAAGAUCAGCCAGAGAAGCAGGAGAAGAGCGAUGGAGAGGAAGGCACAUCAUCUGCAAAUAGCAAAAGAGAACAUCAUCUAGACGUUAACAUGUGGCAGGAAGAGACACAAAAUGGUGGGAAUAAAGGAAAGAGAGAGAAUGAGACUCCAUUUGUGACAGAAGAAACAGGAAGAGAAGGAAAGAGUGAUCAAGAUAGCAAAAAAGAAGAUUCACGGAGAAACGACAGAAAUCAAAAUACCACAGGAGUAGAAGGAGGAAAUGAUCUGAAUAAAAGAGAUGGUUCUAAUUCUUCUUCUCCAAGGGACCUCAGAUCCUCAGCAUGUGAGGAAGGGACAAACAGACCAAGAUUGAAGACAGACCGUGGAGUAAAAAUAAUUUUAAAAAAGCAAUUCAAAGCCGCAGAAAAGGAGACAAAUCUGGAGAAAUAGAUGAAAAAACCUAGAGAUGAGAAACAAAAUUAGAAAUGAAAUGUAAAGAAAAGAGCUAGAGAAGAUCGAUUUAAACUGCAACUGGGGGAGGUAUGUGAGAGAACAUGACAGGAAGCUUCAGUUAGGGAAUACAGAGGUAGAAAAGAUAGACCCUGAGACAGAGAAAGAAUCAGAGAAAGAGAAAAAUAGAAAAGAGAAAAUGACUUUUCAUUCUUAUAUCUAAAAGAAGAGAAAACAGACCUUUAGGACCAACACAUUCUCACUCCCAUCUUGUAAAAUACAGACGAUGGUCAGGUGCCUUUGUCGUUGUUAUUGAUGCUAAAAGUCACCUUUAGAGUCAUAUAACGUGCUUUAACUAAACGCGAUUGGCUGGGACUAUUGGCGUCCCUUUUAGUGCAGUUACGUUUAGGAAAAGGUCGUGGGUGGGUUUACGUUGCCGUGACACGCGGGAAGAACGAGACGGUUGAGUUUAGGAAAAGGUUGUGGGUGGGCUUGACACGCGGGAAUAACGGGACGGUUAAAGAAGAAAUCUACUUCAGGAAACGUGCCGGGCGGGACACAAACCCUGGUCCCCUGGGUGAAAGUCCUGUAUUUGACCCAUCCACCACCCUACGCGGAAUUUCGGCCCUACAUACUACUCAGUC
This is a messenger RNA of Sander lucioperca (pikeperch), 3672 nucleotides long. Its product is annotated as protein IWS1 homolog A-like. The record is from RefSeq and is a predicted model, not a curated record. The transcript is spliced from 4 exons. The coding region runs from base 9 to 2117 and encodes 702 amino acids. Lineage: Eukaryota; Metazoa; Chordata; Actinopteri; Perciformes; Percidae.